This is a messenger RNA of Epinephelus fuscoguttatus (brown-marbled grouper), 2339 nucleotides long. RefSeq names its product cysteinyl-tRNA synthetase 2, mitochondrial (gene cars2). The coding region runs from base 205 to 1902 and encodes 565 amino acids. Gene Ontology annotation, molecular function: ATP binding; cysteine-tRNA ligase activity. NCBI's taxonomy places the organism in Eukaryota, Metazoa, Chordata, Actinopteri, Perciformes, Serranidae. The record is from RefSeq and is a predicted model, not a curated record. The transcript is spliced from 15 exons. Gene Ontology annotation, cellular component: cytoplasm. Gene Ontology annotation, biological process: cysteinyl-tRNA aminoacylation.
GUUGGCGGAUAGUAGGUGGCGGUAAUGCGCCUUAAAGCUGGUUAUCACCCGUUUUAAAACGAAAAGAAGAAGAUGUUAAAUGUGGUUUGUAGCUGUAGCCACAUUAGCUAACAUUUCACACUGUUACUGUUUUAAUGUGUGAGCCCAGUGUGAGUCAAGCUAGGCUAAAGCUAAAGCUAAGCUAGCAGUGCGGAUGCUGCUGCUAUGUGGUGCUCAGUGAGGUCGGUGUUACGCAGGGCAAAGGUCCUGAACGCAGCUCAGUCAGUCACCGCUGUCAAACCCAGAGCUAAUGGAUCCUGUAGCAGGGUGUCAGGGAAGAAGUGGGUGAGACCCAGCGGGUUUGACACGGGUGUAAAGACGUACAACAGCCUGACCAAACAGAAGGAGCCUCUCAUCUUGGCGAGAGAGGGAGUAGCCACCUGGUAUAGCUGUGGACCCACUGUGUACGACCACGCCCACCUGGGUCAUGCAUGCUCUUACGUCAGGUUUGACAUCCUGCAGAGGGUCUUGUCCAGGCUGUUUGGAGUCACCGUCAUCCACGCCAUGGUCAUCACAGACAUCGAUGACAAAAUCAUCAAAAGAAGCUGGGAGGAAAACGUCUCCCCGACAGUUAUAUCCACAACAUAUGAGGAGGAGUUCAAGAGGGAUAUGCUGUCGUUAAAGGUGACUCCUCCUGCAGCGUACAUAAGAGUCACUGAGAAUGUGCAUCACAUCGUCGCGUUUAUUGAGAGGAUCAUCAAGAAUGGACACGCUUAUGCCACAAAAGAAGGUGAUGUGUUUUUCGACAUCCAGUCCAUUGGUGAUCGUUAUGGAAAGUUUGUUGGAGCUGUGGAUUCUCAGGGAGAAGCUGGCAGCGCAAAUAAACGAGACGUGAGAGACUUUGCUCUUUGGAAGCCGUCAAAACCUCAGGAGCCGUACUGGGAGUCUCCGUGGGGCCGAGGACGACCUGGCUGGCACAUUGAAUGCUCCACCAUCUCUAGCUCAGUGUUCGGGAGUCAGCUGGAUAUCCACUCCGGAGGAAUCGACCUGGCGUUUCCUCACCAUGAGAAUGAGGUGGCUCAGAGUGAAGCCUAUCACCAGUGUGACCAGUGGGCAAACUACUUCCUCCACUCAGGGCACUUACACCUUAAAGGCAGCGCAGAGAAAAUGUCUAAAUCUUUGAAGAACUACGUCACCAUCAAGGAUUUCCUGCAGUCGUACUCUGCCAACGAAUUCCGGAUGUUCUGUCUUUUAAGCAAAUACAGAUCAGCUAUCGACUACAGUGACAACAGCAUGCUGGAGGCUCGGACCUCUCUGGGAACCGUCUCCACCUUCGUCCAUGACGCCCAGGCCUACAUGAAGGGUCAGCUGCAGUGUUCACCUGUACAGGAAGCCGUUCUCUGGGAGAGGUUGGCUGAGACUAAAUCCAGUGUGGUGAAAGCACUGGCAGAUGACUUCGAUACCCCGAGAGCUGUCGGCGCUGUGAUGAAUCUGGUUUACCAGGGAAACUGCCAACUCCAGCCUGUUUCUCAGUCUGAAGGAGCGGCUCGGAGCCCUGCGGUGUUUGGAGCAAUGGUCAGCUACAUCAGAGACGUAUUGGAUGUGUUUGGUAUCGACCUGCUGCACAGUAAGGAGGCUGACAUGGCCAGCGGUCAUGGAAGUCUGGAGGGUGUCGUGGAGCAGCUGACUCGCUUCAGGAGUGAAGUCAGAGCGUUUGCACUCACUCGUCAGGAUGGUCCGACCAAAAAACCUGGACUCUACCCUGAGAGAAUCCCUCUCCUCAAAGCCUGUGACGACCUCAGAGAUAACCUGGCACCCUUGGGUGUGCUGAUAAAAGACAGAGGCGCCACCUCCACAUGGGAGCUGAGUCAGGGGAAACAAAGCCAGAGAGUCCAGGAUAAAGACCAGCAGACACCCAGCUGAAACACACCUCUGACAAGGACUCUUUAUUUUCGGCUCGUGGACUCAAUUGAACUUCAACUGAAAGACUUUAUGAAAACAAGAGACCAAACCAUGUAAAGCUAACAUGCCUGAUGUGCCUGUCAGCAGUGUGUGAACUCUGAUUCAUUGCUCGUAAUUCAGCUGGAAGUUUUAAAUCUUGACAUUAGGUGAUAGUUUCUGUCUGAUAGAUCUGUUAUCUUACAGCUCAGUGAUACAAACACUCAGAGAGCCUGUGUGGCGGACGUACCGCCACGUGAACCUGCCUGUCUGCUGCUCUUUGACGGUGAAACAGAACAAUGUGCACUUUAAAUGACCAGAGCUGGAGAUUGUCAUGAAUUAACUCAUCACUGUGGUCCUGACAAGUCUCCUGUUGGCGCCACCAAUUUGUGUGUAUGAAUUAAAACCUCACACCUAAUUCA